AUGCACGAAAGAGCACUUGCUUUAUUAGAAUAGGAAAAUUAAAGGACUUAAAAGGAAAAUAUUGGUUUACUAGAAAAAAUACACGCUUUGGAAAACGAAAAUAGGACUUUAAGGACUGAAAAGGCUAAUUUAGACGUUUAAAUUCAUCUUUUAUAGAAUUAAUUAGAAGCAUUAGAUUAAAAAAAGAGUAAAAUGCUUAAUUUAAUGCAAAACGAACAUGAAUAAUAAUUAUUAGAUAUUAGCUCAGAAAGUGAUAAAAAUAAAAUAAUUCUUAAAUAACAUUCUUAAUUGGUUGUAGAAAAAAAUUGCUUGGAAAAUAAAGUGGAGACAUUGAAAAAACAAUUAGAAGAAAGUUAAAUGAAAUACGAAAAAUUAAUAAAUACGAUUUAGAAUUAAUAAAUUUAACUAAGAAAAAAUAAAGAAGGAAUUUAAGAUGAAAGUUUUUCAUAAAAUUCUUUUCGAAAUAAUAAUAAUUUGGAUGUAAAAGUUGAAUAUUUAGAAGGAAAAAAUAAUAAAUUAAAAUAAUUUAAAAAAAUGAUUAAUGCAAGUACAUCUAUAUAAUGCAUUUAUUGCUCAAAAUUUAUUUCUACGAAAAUAUUUUUUAAUCAUAUAAAUUUGUGUAUUAAUAAAAAUAAUUAAGAAAAUAGCCCAUAAGAUGAAUCUAAGACUAAUAUUAAUAUAUAUAAUUUAUCCUAAUUACCUGUUAACUUCCUUAAUUUAGAUUAAAAUGAUUUCACUAUAUCAAUUUAUUAAACUGUUGUUAGAGAAGCUAAUGAUAAUUAACCUUUUACUGAAUAUAUUAUUUAAAUGAUUUAUUAACUCAUUAAAUGGACUAUUGCACGUAAGUAUAAAAACUUCUGCGAAUUACAUACAUUAUUAAUGAAUACUUUCCCUGGCUUGAAGAUUUAAGAAUAAGGAAAUUUAAUAAUUUCUGAUUUAAACGGAACAAGUAAAACUAUAGAAGAUAGAUGCAAGAAUUUGCAAUAAUACAUUAGAGAAUUAGUGAAAAUAGAUAUAGUUAGAAAUUCUAAACCUUUCAAAAAUUUCCUUGAAAUCGAUAAAUAUGUUGAAAAAUAUAAACUAUGA
Molecule: messenger RNA, 1086 nt
Organism: Ichthyophthirius multifiliis
Lineage: Eukaryota; Ciliophora; Oligohymenophorea; Hymenostomatida
Exons: 2
Molecular function (GO): phosphatidylinositol binding
Source: RefSeq, a predicted model, not a curated record